Molecule: messenger RNA, 801 nt
Organism: Leptinotarsa decemlineata (Colorado potato beetle)
Lineage: Eukaryota; Metazoa; Arthropoda; Insecta; Coleoptera; Chrysomelidae
Product: trypsin-7
Biological process (GO): proteolysis
Molecular function (GO): serine-type endopeptidase activity
Source: RefSeq, a predicted model, not a curated record
AAAGCGAGCUAUAUAGGUGAUAAUUUUGAAUAUUCAGAAUAGAAUUAAUCUAAAAAUGUUCGCGUUGUGUUCCAUACUGAGCUUAAUUUUAUUAAAGGACUCAGUACACGCAACUUCCAGAAUCAUAGGAGGAAGGUCUGUUCAGAUUGAAGAAUUCCCCUAUCAGCUGAGCUUGAGGUAUAACGGGACACCGAUAUGUGGUGCAGCAUUAAUAACCAAAGAUAGAGCUUUGACAGUAGCACAUUGCUUCCCGAAACAAGGAUUGUAUUCCGUCCGAGCAGGAAGCCGUAGAACAGAUGAAGGAGGAAUUGUAGUUAAUGUUAAACAAGCCAUAUUGCAUCCGCGAAAUAAUCUACAGAACGACGAUUUCGAUAUCGCCAUCAUCAGGUUGGAGAAACCCUUGAGUUUCUCGAAAACAAUUCAGCCUGUUAAACUACCCAAAAACAACGAGUGUCCACUGGCAGGAAUGAAAGGAUUUGUAUCAGGAUGGGGUAGUAUCUCAUCUGUUUAUACGUACAUCCCUGAUACUCUUCGAGCAGUUGAACUUCCAAUACUCCCACAACAGUGGUGUCAGGCAAGCUACAGACAUGUUCAAAUUACUCCAAGGAUGUUCUGUGCUGGAUACAGAGAAGGAGGAAGAGAUUCUUGUCAGGGUGAUUCUGGAGGACCUUUCGUGUCAAAUGGCACCCUUUUUGGAUUGGUUUCCUGGGGUUUCAACUGUGCCGAGCCUGGUUAUCCUGGAGUUUACACGAACAUAGCAAGUCUUCGGAAAUUCAUAAAAAAUUAUACGGGUGUUUGACA